Messenger RNA from Coffea eugenioides, 2448 nucleotides. Its product is annotated as glutamic acid-rich protein-like. NCBI's taxonomy places the organism in Eukaryota, Viridiplantae, Streptophyta, Magnoliopsida, Gentianales, Rubiaceae. Gene Ontology annotation, cellular component: nucleus. The record is from RefSeq and is a predicted model, not a curated record. The transcript has 11 exons. The coding region runs from base 276 to 1988 and encodes 570 amino acids. Gene Ontology annotation, molecular function: histone binding; DNA binding. Gene Ontology annotation, biological process: regulation of double-strand break repair; chromatin organization.
UUCCCAAAAUUUGCCUCCCCCCAAAACCCCUUUCUCGUCAUUUUAUUUUUAUGCUUUUACCGCUUCCUCUCUCUCUCUCUCAUCCCCUACUCUCACUCGAUUUCUUCUUCGAACGAUCAAAAAAUUAACCCAAAACCAAAACCCCCUUUCCCCUAAAGCCCUAAAAUCCCAGACCAGGGGUUUUACUUUUACUCUACUUCCUUGUAGUAUAAUCUAUUGUCAAUUUUUUGUUCUCCCGACAAGCCCUUUUGGUUUUUGUUGGUGAAUUUUGAUUCAUGGAUUCUGAGAAAGAAACCCUCGAGGAGAAACAGCCAGGAAAGGAGGAGAAGGAGGAGGAGGAAGAGGAGGAUGCGGAUGCUGCUGUGAAAAAUGGUGGAGAAGGGGUAAAAGAAGCCGCAGCGGGUGAAGAGAAGUUGCCGGAGAAAGAGGUGGAAGAAGAGGGAGGAAAAGAUGAGAUGGAAGUUGAUAAGAAGGAAGAGAAAGAGGAGAAAGUAGAGCAGGAGGAUGGAGAAGAGGAAAAGGUUGAGGAAGAAGAAGAAGAGGAGGAUAAGAAGGAGAAGAAGAAAGUGAAGAAGAGCGCUAAGAAAGUGAAAGAGAAGGUUUCACCUGCGACACCGGCGAUUGAGAGGCCCACCAGGGAGAGGAAGACUGUGGAGAGAUAUACCGAGACUUCUGCCGGAAGGAGUGCGUCGCCAAAACCGAUAGCUAUUGAGAAGGGUCAAGGCACGCCGCUAAAGGACAUUCCUAAUGUGGCAUAUAAGCUAUCAAAAAGAAAAGCUGAUGACACUCUACAGAUGCUUCACUACAUUCUCUUUGGCAAGAAAGGAAGGGCACAGACUUUGAAGAAAAACAUAGGCAUGUUUUCAGGCUUUGUCUGGACAGAAAAUGAGGAGGAAAAGCAAAGGGCAAAAGUCAAGGAGAAGCUUGACAAAUGUGUUAAGGACAGAUUGUUUGUCUUUUGUGAUAUCCUCAAUAUUCGGUUGAACAAAGCUGUUGCAAAGAAGGAAGAUCUUUCAGCAAAGUUAUUGGAGUUCUUGGAAUCCCCACAUGCUACCACAGAGGUUUUGCUUGCUGACCAGGAACAGAAGGGUAAGAGACGGAAGGUGAAAGCAUCAACAAGUAAAACUUCAGGCCCUUCGGAUGCAGCUACAGGAAAGUCAGCAAAGAAACAAAAACAGGAUUCUGAAGUUGGGGAAAAGCGCAAGCGUUCCUCAACUGAGGAUGAAGAAGAUGAUGCGUUUGAGCAUUCUGACAGCAAACAAGAAUCUUUGGGGGAUGAGGAUAGUGAUGCAGUUGUCAAAGCAGAAAGUGAUAAUGAGCAGAGCAAGUCAGAUGAAGAUGUUGAAGAAGAUCACGAGGAACCCAAGCAGAAGCCAAGUGAGAAAAGUGCUUCUAAGAAGAGUGUGAAGAAGGAAUCUGGUGAUAAUAGCAGGGAGAAGUCUAAGGCAGUGAAGAAAGAGAGCCCAGCCAAAUCUCCCAAAACCUCUGGUAAAAGUGCCAAAAAAACAGUCAGUUCAGGAUCUAAGAAAGUUGCUACUGAAUCUGACUCAAAGGAGAAGUCCAAAGUUUCAUCUUCUAAGAAACAGAAGGUUGAAAAGGAGAGCGAGAAAGUACGUGAUGCUUCUGGGAAAGAAAAAGCUUCAAGUAUUAAGCAGUCAAGCAACUCUUCGGCAAAGGGUUCAGGAAAAGAUCAAGGGAAAUCAAAGAGUGACAAGAAGGCUAAGGCAGAACCCAGCAAUGAGGAAAUGCAUAAAGUAGUAGUUGCCAUUUUGAAGGAAGUGGAUUUUAACACUGCAACCUUAUCUGAUAUUCUCAGGCAACUUGGAACCCACUUUGGAGUGGAUCUAAUGCACCGAAAGUCUGAAGUUAAGGCUAUAAUUACUGAGGUUAUAAAUAACAUGACCGACGAGGAAGAUGAGGAAGAAGAUGAGGAAGCUGGGGCUGGGAGUAAUCAUGAGAAAGAUGAGGAUGAUGACAAUGAUGCUUAAAUUUAAAAUCCAAGCAUAUGCCGUGGAUGAGGAAUGUAUCAGUUUGAAUUAGUUGUUCAGUAUGAUGAUGAGAAGCGUUGUACAAGGGACUUUUAUCAGAUGGGGGUGUGCAGCACAACUGCAACUGCGGUAUCAUUUCCUUCUGUCAAACUUCUUACAGAUGAAGGCGGAAUAGGUCACCUGUAUCAUAUAACAUUUAACUGUGUGUCUGUACUUUGGAUGAAAUCUCACCAUUAGGGAUUUUUUACAUUCUAAUCCCCUUCCUAUCUUUAGCUUAUAGCUUGAGCAUGAAAUUGAUGUAGUUGUAUUUAUUUGAUGUUAAACUCUGUAAAACACCUAGGAAAUUUUCCAGAAGUGGGUUCAGUGAACUUAGAUUUGUAAUUUUUAUACUGUUCUUUGACACAUAGAUGAGACAUUUUACAGUGAGAAGGGUGGAUUUGAAAGUACGGUCUUUUACUUA